Messenger RNA from Nicotiana tabacum (common tobacco), 617 nucleotides. NCBI's taxonomy places the organism in Eukaryota, Viridiplantae, Streptophyta, Magnoliopsida, Solanales, Solanaceae. The record is from RefSeq and is a predicted model, not a curated record.
CUAUACUCUCUCCCCAUUGUAUGUUUUAAUCAUAGCCAAUUUUUUGCUGCACACUUCCCACCAUUUUCUUCUAAGCAGAAGUUAGCAGAGUCAGCACUGAGAAAAAAAAACACUGAAACACAACAGCACUGCUUCAACUACUACUCAAACCAUAACCUUCACAGAAAGCGUUUCUUUUUUCCCAGAAACACACACACACAUACAGAUUGGUGACAUAACAUUAGUACAUACACGAGAGAUUCUUUUUCCCACUCAAGAUUCAAGAACUGUCCGAAAAGUUCUGAUCUUUUACUUCUAUAUACACUCGGUAUUUAUUUUGGUUCAAUUCUUUUUGGGGGGUUUUCUGAAAAUGGAGAAAAUUGUUGUUGUUGUUAACUGUGAGCAUAAAGCUUGUGGUAUUGUGUAGUUCCCUGUAGAGGGCCUUCUCUAUAUUGUUACUCCUUUCCUCUCUUUCACUUUUCUCUCCACUUUAGAAUGGGUUACAGGAAUAUGAUAGUAGUGAAUUUGGAUCCACAAAGGAAGAGAAGUGGUGGACUGAGAACUAAACAGGCAGGACGUGGUUCUUGCAGGGGAAGUUAGACUCUUUACUGCAAAGAAAAAAAUGUCUUUUCUCUCUU